This is a messenger RNA of Pleuronectes platessa (European plaice), 3116 nucleotides long. RefSeq names its product C-terminal-binding protein 1. The record is from RefSeq and is a predicted model, not a curated record. Lineage: Eukaryota; Metazoa; Chordata; Actinopteri; Pleuronectiformes; Pleuronectidae. Gene Ontology annotation, molecular function: NAD binding; transcription corepressor activity; oxidoreductase activity, acting on the CH-OH group of donors, NAD or NADP as acceptor. Bases 244 to 1575 code for a protein of 443 amino acids. The transcript is spliced from 11 exons.
AAAGAGAGAGAGAGCGGCGAGCAAAGGGGACGGAAGGGAGGGGAGAGAGCGAGAGAGCGAGAGAGCGAGAGAGAGAAAAGAGGGGGAGCACAUGUGUAUGCUUGUCACUAAGGGGCUGGGAGAAGGACUAAGGGAAGCGAGGUAGCUGGCCACAGCCGCCAUAUGCUGACUGGAUUCCUGUUCAUGUCUGCUGUGUGAAGACUGUAGGUUUCUGCUGUGUGCUGGCCGGCUGGGGAACACACCAUGGGAAGCUCACAUCUCCUCAACAAAGGCAUGCCUCUAGGUAUCAGGCCUCCCAUCAUGAACGGGCCCAUGCACCCGCGCCCCCUGGUGGCCCUGCUGGACGGGCGUGACUGCACUGUGGAGAUGCCCAUCCUCAAAGACGUAGCAACUGUGGCCUUCUGCGACGCUCAGUCCACACAGGAGAUUCACGAGAAGGUGCUGAAUGAAGCUGUAGGAGCUCUGAUGUACCACACCAUCACGCUGAUGAGAGAAGACCUGGAGAAGUUCAAAGGUCUGCGUAUUAUCGUCCGCAUCGGCAGCGGCUACGACAACAUCGACAUCAAAUCUGCCGGGGAGCUGGGCAUCGCUGUAUGUAAUAUGCCGGCAGCCUCGGUGGAGGAGACGGCCGACUCCACGCUGUGCCACAUCCUCACAUUGUACCGACGCACCACCUGGCUGCAUCAGGCUCUGCGGGAGGGCACGCGGGUUCAGAGCGUGGAGCAGAUCCGGGAGGUGGCCUCAGGUGCAGCGAGGAUCAGAGGAGAGACGCUGGGACUCAUAGGACUCGGUCGAGUGGGCCAGGCUGUAGCGCUGAGGGCGAAGGCUUUUGGCUUCAAUGUGAUUUUCUAUGACCCUUAUCUGGCCGACGGAGUAGAAAGAUCCCUGGGACUACAAAGGGUCACCACACUACAGGACCUGCUCUUCCACUCGGACUGUGUGUCUCUGCACUGCAGCCUGAACGAACACAACCACCACCUGAUCAACGACUUCACCAUCAAACAGAUGCGUCAGGGGGCGUUCCUGGUAAACACAGCCAGGGGGGGUCUGGUGGAUGAGAAGGCCCUGGCUCAGGCUCUGAAGGAGGGGAGGAUACGUGGAGCGGCUCUGGAUGUUCACGAGACAGAGCCUUUCAGUUUCAGUCAGGGUCCACUGAAGGACGCCCCCAAUCUGAUCUGCACUCCACACGCUGCCUGGUACAGUGAACAGGCAUCAUUGGAAAUGAGAGAGGAGGCAGCCAGGGAGGUCCGAAGGGCUAUCACAGGUCGUAUUCCAGACAGUCUGAAGAACUGUGUGAAUAAGGAGUUCCUCUCCCAGAACAACCACUGGACAGGAGUGGACCCAGCCACCGUCCACCCCGAGCUGAACGGGGCUUAUAGGUAUCCCCCCGGGGUGGUCAGUUUGCCAGCGGGGGGGCUCCCGCCUCCAGUUGAAGGCAUUGUGCCCAGCGCCAUGCCCAUCACACACACCCUCCCGCCCGCUGUCACACAUCCUCCCCAUGCUCCGUCUCCUGGACUAAACACAGUAAAGCCACCAGAGAGCGACAGAGAGCAGCAUCCGAAUGACCACCUGUAGCCACACGUACACCAACGCAAACACACACACACACACACACAGACACACACACACACACUUGCCCGCGUUGUCUGGCAACUGGAGGAGAGGUUAUCAGACGGAUUCAGAUCGACAGGAUGAGGUCCCCAAAAACAAUCGAAUCCCAACUCUCUGGCAAACGGUUCCCAGCAAGCCUUUUCACACUCCAGAGAGGAAGAAGAGGAGGAUGAGAGAAAGAGGAUCAGGAGUGGAUCACUUUCAAAUGUUCUAAUUUAAGAACGAGACAGUUUACCUCUGCCCCACACAAGUCCUAAAAAAAGACUGUGAAACUCGAGGUCCGCACAUUGAUCUUUCGAAUAGUUUCCUCUGACAGAAGUAAAUCAAAAAACAAAAAAAAACAACAACGGUCUCUUGGUUUGGAAAGAAAAAAAUACUAAAUCAAAUUCUGCUGUCUUAGACUGUAGUGUGUCCAAAGUUAGAGGAGCAUCUUUCAUGUCUUUUUCUGUCUUUUCCUUAGUUCGAUGUACAAGCAAAAGUAGUAGGUUAUGAAAUGAAUGUAACCUGUCUGUGUUUUGAGACUCGCGGCGAGAAGAUACUGAUAUUUGAAUUCCAGUCUUACACAGAAACAAGAGUUGUGUGACCUCUAUGUAGCCAAACUGGUUUGAGAAUACAAUAUCUGUCUGUUUGUUUUAUUUUAAAUGUCUCCCCAAAUUAACAAGCCCCCCCACCCCCCCAAAAAAAGAGGCAGCUUUUUGCACACCAGCUCAGGAAAUUAAGUUUCCGCAGUUGGUAUGUUGAUAUAUUUUUGUUUUCCAUUUUUAUGCCACUUAGUGCUUUUGUUUUUCUACCUGCUUGCCUUUUCGUGUCCCGCCACAUUAGAACAAGACCUUAAAUACGAGCUAAAGUCGAUCUGGUGUUUGCUUUUCUUUGUUUUGUUUAAGGGGGGCAUGUGAUUUUGCUCUCGGACUUGUGUUAAUGUUUGACCCAAGUUGAGGGGGUUGUGGGAAGAAAGGCUGCAGGACGGUGGCAAAAUGGUAUGCUUGGCUAGGGCGACUUCAUCUGCAGCAUAAUCGAGUGGUUUGUGUGAAUUACUGUUUGAUAGACAGGUCGUCCAUGAGGUGAAUUUCAUAACAUGUACUUGUCUUCGUCUUCUUCAUGUGCAAUGAUCCAGUACUUCCACCACCAGUCCCAGUAAUUGUCCAGCUCCUGGAGCGUGAACGGUCGAGCACACCAAGGUUUACAAAAGAUGCACAACAGCGAUGAUUAAGUGUGUUGCUUCUUGCUGCUAGAUAAAUAUUUUAUUGAGGUUGCCCUUUUAACUUUGUCUGACAAAAACAUUUGUAUUGCUUCCCAUUCAAAGUUAAAUCCACUUUGCAGAGGUCACACUCCGUUCGAGACAGUUGAGGAACAGUUGUGGGGGUGAAGUUUGGUCAAACCAAAUCUGUUCCUGUUUCUGUUGCCACGUUGAGCUUUUACAGAUAAAAAAUAAGUAAGAAACUGCUUCAUGGCUUGUCAUUUUAAACAGCUUUCUAAAAGAUGAACCUGCUUGUGCAAACAAAACA